Molecule: messenger RNA, 498 nt
Organism: Arachis ipaensis
Lineage: Eukaryota; Viridiplantae; Streptophyta; Magnoliopsida; Fabales; Fabaceae
Product: replication protein A 70 kDa DNA-binding subunit B-like
Source: RefSeq, a predicted model, not a curated record
AUGACAACUGCCAUGGAUAUGGUUAAUAAGAUUAAUCCUGAGAAGGAAGCAUGGAACCUCAAAGUUAGGGUGAUUAGGCUUUGGACUGUUCCGACUUUCACUGGUCAGCUUCUCCCAAAUUCCAUGGAGAUGAUUUUGGUUGAUGAAUCUGGGUGCAAGAUACAAGCUACUGUUCGGAAGACUAUGAUUUACAGGUUCAAACAACUUCUCUCCGAGAUGGUCGAGACCACUGUCAGGGAUGUUAUCUGUGAUUUUAUUCCAAAAUCUGCUCUUACAAUCUCUCCAUUCACUGAACUUUUGAAAACCAAAGAGGAUUCUGAUUUCUUAGUUGAUGUUGUGGGUCUGUUGGUCUCUGUGUCAGAAGAGAAAGAAUAUGAUAAAGAUGGAAAGAAGAUGAAGAUGGCUAUGAUGGAACUUGCUGAAAAUGAGUUAGCGUUCUUUAAUUUCUACAUCUUCCUCUUAUUGGGAUUCUUUUUUGUUUUCGGUGUGUUUGUAUAG